Melitaea cinxia (Glanville fritillary) is the source of this 687-nucleotide messenger RNA. RefSeq lists its product as uncharacterized. Lineage: Eukaryota; Metazoa; Arthropoda; Insecta; Lepidoptera; Nymphalidae. The transcript has 2 exons. The annotation marks the transcript as partial. The record is from RefSeq and is a predicted model, not a curated record.
GCCCUAUUAUAGUGCGUUUCAUCGAAUAGUUCCUAUGGCGUUAUGUUGGCCCCACUGAACUCCACUCUCUGUCAAAUUCAUUGCAACGAGAAGACGCGACCGCAGAUUUUGUUUAUUUUCAUUUGAUUUUUGACUGAAAUCAUGCCCAAAACUUUGAAAAGUGGUGAAAGAAUGAUGGUGUUAAAGGUGAAGACAUUUUGUGAACGUGAAAAACGUAAUAAUCCCCCAUUAAUUCCUUUAAGAUGUGUUCAGGCUCGUGUCGCCGCCAUGACAGGUAUAUCCGAAAAAACCGUGUCUAAAAUCACUAAAGAAGGUGAGGUCGCAGCCAGCACUUCGACCAAGGUUUCAACACCACGCAAAACCGGCCCCCGGCCUAAAAGAAUCGAACUGGAUGACUUCGACCGGUGUGCUACAAGGCAUAAAAUACAUGAAUUUUAUUCCGUAAAAAAGGAGUUGCCCACUCUAACAAAGUUAUUGCAUGAAAUGAGAAGCGAGAUAAAUUUCAAAGGAAGUCGUACCACUUUGUGGAGAAUAAUGAAAGAUAUGGGAUUUUAUUUUAAAAAAUGUGGAUCCAAAAGAAAAGUUCUAAUGGAGAGAUACGAUAUUGUCGCCUGGCGUUAUCGAUACCUGGAAGAAUUGCGAAAUAAUCGUCUCGGAAACCAGCGCCCAGUUGUAUGUUUGGACGAG